AGUUACCUUGUCCUGUCUGUCUCCUUGCCAAUCGUCUCACUUUCACUUUCACUUCUUCCUGCUUUCGUUGCAUUCUUUUUCCCGUUCACUGUCUAGUCGCUCAUUCUGCGCCAUACCCUGAUUCCUCACGAUGUCCUGGUUCUCCGGCUCCCCCAAAACCGAAAGCGCUUCCGCAGCACCUCCCACUGAGUCCGCAGCGCCCGCAGAGAAGCCUAAGCCCUGCUGCGUCUGCAAGACCGAAAAGACCGCGCGCGACGACUGCAUGCUCUUCUCCAAGACCGACGAUCCGACUCAGGAAUGCAAGUCGAUGAUCGAUCAGUAUAAGGCUUGCAUGGCCGGGUAUGGAUUCAAGGUCUAGGUCUAGGCCUAGACCUAUCGGAAUUUGGUCCUUCGGAAAAACUAUUUCCUCGCCUUUGGUGUUACCGAUGGCGGUGGUUGUAUAACAUUCGGGGGUUUUUUUUAUGUUUUGGCUGCUACAUAGAAUAUGAAGCGCUUGCGAAUGUCUUGGAGUUUUCGGUUGGGGGAUAUCUUUUAUUUGUCUCCCUUCAAGGGGGGUGCUAUCUUAUGAUUGUGUAUACUAUGUACCAUAUUCCUGCUCGAUGGUGUCAUGAUCAUCUCCACUUGUGCAAUACAUGUCUCCUAGAAUUGGAUCCACUUGUGCAAUACAUGUCUCCUAGAAUUGGAUAGCGUGAAUAUCGUGAAGACUGUAUUUAUCGGUGGGCUUGAGUCAAUGAGAUAAAAUUUUUUGAU
Molecule: messenger RNA, 750 nt
Organism: Aspergillus saccharolyticus JOP 1030-1
Lineage: Eukaryota; Fungi; Ascomycota; Eurotiomycetes; Eurotiales; Aspergillaceae
Product: copper metallochaperone COX17
Exons: 3
Coding region: 131-358 (75 amino acids)
Biological process (GO): mitochondrial respiratory chain complex IV assembly
Cellular component (GO): mitochondrial intermembrane space
Molecular function (GO): copper ion binding; copper chaperone activity
Source: RefSeq, a predicted model, not a curated record